UGAACACCAGUCACACAACCAAAUCAAGCUCAGCUUAAUCAAUCACCUCAUCACACACUCUUAGCUAAGCUAAGCUAAGCUAAGCUAGAGCUAAUACAAGAGCAAAUUAAUGGCGGUCGCGAGAGGAGUUGCACUGGCCGUCGUGCUCGCCGCGGCGGCGGCGAUCCUCGCGGCGAGCCCCGUCGCGGCGCAGGGCGGCGGCGGCGGCGGCGGCAGCGGCAGCUGCAUGACGGAGAUAAUCAGCCUGGCGUCGUGCCUGGGCUACAUGUCCGGGAACUCGUCGGCGCCGAAGCCGUCGUGCUGCACGGCGCUGUCGAGCGUGGUGACGUCCAAACCGGCGUGCCUCUGCGCCGUGCUCGGCGGCGGCGCCUCCUCGCUCGGCGUCACCAUCAACAACACCCGCGCCCUCGAGCUCCCCGCCGCCUGCAACGUCAAGACCCCUCCGGCGAGCCAGUGCAGCACUGUCGGCGUCCCGAUGCCAUCUCCGGCGACGCCGGCGACACCGGCGGCACCGGCGGUGCCAAGCGAGACUCCGGCGGGAACCGGCGGGUCGAAGGCGACUCCGACGACGGCGACCACCACCACCGGGCAGAGUGCUUCCGGCGGGAGCGUCGGCAAGGCGGCGUCCAUGGCGACCGUCGUCGUUUCAGUGGCGUUUGCACUGAUCCAUGUUUGAUUAAUUUCUGCAUGGGUUAAUUUAAGCCGUUCGAUUUGGUUGUGUCCACGUGUCCUUAAUCGGCUUUAUCAUUGUUGUGUUGCGAAUUUUUUACACUAUUUUAAUUGUAUUGUGUGUGUGUUGAGUGUGCCAUGAAUUUCUUGAUGUAUUUUUCUUAAUUGGUCUUGAUUGUGUAUUCAUUAUGUCAUAUUAUUUAUGAGAACAUAUUGAGGAGAGUUCAAUUUGUUUCACC
This is a messenger RNA of Oryza sativa Japonica Group (Japanese rice), 908 nucleotides long. Its product is annotated as non-specific lipid transfer protein GPI-anchored 5. Gene Ontology annotation, biological process: lipid transport. Gene Ontology annotation, molecular function: lipid binding. The record is from RefSeq and is a predicted model, not a curated record. Lineage: Eukaryota; Viridiplantae; Streptophyta; Magnoliopsida; Poales; Poaceae.